Messenger RNA from Choloepus didactylus (southern two-toed sloth), 1982 nucleotides. Its product is annotated as translation initiation factor IF-2-like. NCBI's taxonomy places the organism in Eukaryota, Metazoa, Chordata, Mammalia, Pilosa, Megalonychidae. Bases 973 to 1572 code for a protein of 199 amino acids. The transcript is spliced from 2 exons. The record is from RefSeq and is a predicted model, not a curated record.
GUGUGGUCCGUGAGCUGUGCUCUGGGGGUGAGCGGAUGGGUUUGUUGGGGCGGGGAGGUGCAUGUGUGCAAGGACAGUCCCCAAGCCCAGCGGGAGGUCCUCAGUUUGGGGGAAAUUGCCACUCUCCUGGAGACCAAGCUGGGGGCCGAGGAGAUUGGGAGGACUUGUGGCAGGUAGCUGGACAAACGGCUGUUGCUGGGAGGGACUGGGAAGGCCUCAGGAAGGUGAGGUGAUGGGGGCACUGACUCUGAGCAGCCCCAGGCCUGGAGAGCCCGCGGUGAUGCAUGAAAGGGUUAGAGAGGAGGAGAGAACCCAUGGGUACAGCAUCCUGGGCCACCGGGAGGAGGGCGUUCCCAGGAGGAAGGGUGGUCAGUGGCAGGGCCACUGCAGGUGGCUGCUCAGGUUGCACACUGCACAAACCGCUCACCCCAGUAGAUGAGGCAGACGAGGAUAUUUAUAAUAGCUUUUCGCAGGGGUUCCUCCCCCUGAGCCAACAAUGGUCCCGAGUCAAUGGCCCAGCGGACAAGGCUGAGGAGUCUGUCGGCCUUAGGACCAAGGGGCUCUUAGUCCCUGCGGCUGUUGAGACAACUGACUGAAAACACCAGGAAAGUAUUCUCUUGUGGUUCUGGGGGCCGAAGUCCAAAAUCCCGGUGUGGGCACGGCCACGCUCCCUCCGGCAGCUCCAAGGAAGGGUCCCUCCGGCCUCUUCCGGUUCCCAGUGGCUCCACGUCUUCCCUGCUCGGCCUCACCCUCCCGUCGCUGCCCUUGUCUGCACGUGUCCUCGGUGUCUGUCUUCUUAUCAGGACGCUUGUCACUGGAUUGUCCAGGACACAGGGGUGUCCCUGUGCUGCCAUCCCUCAGGCCCCCAGCCUCCCAGCCCCCCAGGCCUUUACCCUCCACUCUCAGCACUUCACCCCUCACCCCUGGAGUGCUCAGAUACCCCACAGACUGCUCCUCGUGGAGGCUGACACGAUGCAGUCCUGGCUGACUCCCAGACCCCAUUUCACAGGUGGGGAAACCGAGGCCAGAGCCCUGCUCUGGAGCCGAGAUCCCAGCCCAGGCCUGUCUGAGGCCAGAGCCGGCCCCGCGAGCCCUUCUGCCCUGUGCCCCAUGACUCGGCAGAUGACUCAGCAGCCGAGCGUGGGCGCGUCCUCGGGGCGGGGGCCGGGGUCACAGAUAACCUGGGCGCUCCAGGGUGGGGAGGCCGAGGCAGGCGCGCUCCUCCGCACUUCUCGCCGGCCCCUCAGGGCUCUGCCCCUGCUGGGCUCUGCCCGGGAGGCCAGGACUGCAGUAAACAGCUCCCAGACACGUCGGGGCGAGGUGACACCCCGUGCCGCUAGGGGCCGCUGGAAGCCCUGGCGCGUCCAGUUCCUCUGUCCCUGCAGGAGCCCAGGGGGCAGCGGGAGGCCCGGCUCAGAGAGGGGCAGCGAGCCCGAGGCCCCGGGGCUGGGAGGCGGCCUUGGCCAGGCAGCCGCAGGGCCUGGUGGGUGUUGCGUGACAGUCGGGGAAACGAACCAGUGCCCGACGUACCUCCCGCGGCCGCCGCCUUUGUGGGGGCGCGAGUCUGCAUGAGGGAACUGGCUGGGGCCCAGAAAGAGGUUUCAGGACGCAGUCGGGCCUGUCUCGGCCGCGUCCGUGUCCCUGAGGGCGAGCUGCGUUCGCCGCAGUAGCAAACAACCUGACACCCGUGGCUUCACCACCACCAAGCUGCUUCCGCCCCACACUCGACAUCCAGCAUGGUCGGCUCACGUGGCCUUUACUCGAGCUCACUGGUCAUUGCAGGGUGAAGCACAUGGGGAAGAGGAGCGGGACAGAGGGGAGCAGAUGGGGGCGGUAGGCAAGCUCUGACUCCUAAGGUUUCCCUCGGAAGUGGACCACAUGUCACUUGUGGUCACGUUCCACGGCUCCGCUGGCUGAGAGGGGCGGCAGGGCCCAGGGGAGGAGAAGCACUGGGGUGGACACCUUCAGAGUGCCCGGACCCU